AAAACGCGAAAAACAAUCCAAAAAGAUAGGCGAACGAAACCCACUCGCGAUACAAAUACUCCUGAUACAAAAAAAGGAGAGAAAAUAAAGGAAAUCCACUGCUUCUCUCUCCUCUUCGCGCGCUCUCUCUCUUUCUCUUUCUCUCUCCCUCUCUCCUCCCUCUCCGGCGGAAUCGAAGCUCCCCACGCGGCGUCUCUCGAUCACCACCAGGUCAUACAUAUUACUUGUUCUAAUCUUCAUCAGCAAAUGCUGGUGCAAAUAUUCCAUCGGUGCCUUAUUUUAGCAUGAAAGCUGGACUUCCAUAAGUUUAUUUCUCAAGUACUUGGGUAAAUGUCUACUGGAGAGGUCAGAAAGGUUUCUCGAGAAGACAUACAACUGGUCCAAAAUCUUAUAGAGCGAUGUCUACAACUCUACAUGAGCCCAAAAGAAGUUGUGGAUACUCUCUUGGUUCAGGCAAAAAUAGAGCCUGGUUUUACUGAACUGGUUUGGCAAAAGCUUGAAGAAGAAAAUCGGGAAUUUUUCAAGGCAUACCAUCUUCGGUUGAUAGUGAAGGACCAAAUAACGCUAUUCAACCGGCUGCUUGAGAGACAAGUUGAGCUGAUGCAUCAUAUAUCAGCUGGAGUUGCUUCCACACCUAUUUCUAAUGGAUCUCACAUCCCACCAUUGCACCAGAACUCAGCUGGCUAUACGCUGGAUCAUACUGGACCUGGUCUGAAGUCAGAGAACAUGGGCCAGCAUAUGGGAUCAAGUUUGCCUAAUGCUUACGCUAAUGGUGGGUCAUCGUUGCACCCUUGCAUGCAAAAUGCUGUUGAUAUGUCCGCUCAUGCCAGAAGGAUUGAUGUUUCACCAAGCAUGAUGUUGGCUCAGAACUCAAAUGUGGGAAUGAUGCAAGGAAUGAAUGGGGGAAUGAUCAAAUCGGAAGCUGGUUAUGGAGGGAGUUCCCGAUACAUGUUUGGUAAUGGUGGCAAUGUCCUUGAAACGCGUCCUGUAAUUGGCGAUCCGUCUGUUUCAUCUUUUAGUAGUGUAGAGUCAAAUUCACAUCCCCUGAAUGAAUCGCUUCUGGAUGCCGACGGUACCUCAUUUGGAUUUUUGGGGCAGAUUCCUCGAAACUUCAGCCUUUCAGACUUGACUGCUGACUUCUCAAAUAGUUCAGAUAUAUUGGACUACUCCAGGUCACCCUUCCUAGCCGCAGAUACGGACAGCUUCUUGGAUCCUCAUGUCAGGGGUGAAUACCAAGGAGACAAUAAGAGGUUGGACACGAUAUCAGAAGGCUUGAGUUAUGAAGAUUUUGGCAGUGAUUGAGUUGAGUUACUCGGUGGCCCAAAUGCACCCCGUUAAUGGGAGUCCUGUAUAUAGCGUCAGAGAAGUGGAGAGGCUCCAGAAUUAAACUUGUGUAAGCUAUUGAUUGGAUUGUGCUUAGGUGUAGUUUGAUAAUGGAUGACAUUAGGUUUGCUUUUAGGAAAGAGUUCGUGAUUUGCUACAAGAACACAUUUGUGAAGUAUGACAAUGAUUUCCAGGUAUAGUUGUGGUGAAAGUGAUUGAUACUAGGAAUGGUGCAAUAUUUUGAUUAUGUUUUCCUUUUCAAACCAGAGGAUGUGUUGAUGAAUGAAGAAAUUCUGAACACCAUUUCUGGUUGUGGGUGAA
Rhododendron vialii is the source of this 1644-nucleotide messenger RNA. RefSeq lists its product as uncharacterized. NCBI's taxonomy places the organism in Eukaryota, Viridiplantae, Streptophyta, Magnoliopsida, Ericales, Ericaceae. The transcript has 8 exons. The record is from RefSeq and is a predicted model, not a curated record. Bases 331 to 1302 code for a protein of 323 amino acids.